This is a messenger RNA of Aureococcus anophagefferens, 801 nucleotides long. RefSeq lists its product as hypothetical. Gene Ontology annotation, biological process: microtubule-based movement. Gene Ontology annotation, molecular function: ATP hydrolysis activity; microtubule motor activity; ATP binding. The transcript has a single exon. The record is from RefSeq and is a predicted model, not a curated record. The annotation marks the transcript as partial. NCBI's taxonomy places the organism in Eukaryota, Pelagophyceae, Pelagomonadales, Pelagomonadaceae. Gene Ontology annotation, cellular component: kinesin complex; microtubule.
GGCAUCACGCCGCGCGCGAUCCACGCGCUCUUCGACGAGGCGCAGAAGAUGGCCCACCAGUGCACGGUGACCGUGCGCACCUACUUCCUCGAGCUCUACAACGACGGUUUGGUGGACCUCUACCACGUCCUCGACAACCCGGGCAGCCGCGCGGCGCCGCCGAAGCUCGACGUCAAGCUCGACGCGAAGAAGAUGGUCUUCGUCAAGAACGCCGUCGUCAAGGACGCGGCCUCCGCCGACGAGCUGCUGAACCUCUUCGAGGCGGGCAACGCGAAGCGGCACGUCGGGGCCACGAAGAUGAACGCGGAGUCGUCGCGGUCCCACUCCAUCUUCGCGAUCUUGGUCGAGGUCUACAACCGGACGACCAAAAAAACGUCCGUGGGCAAGCUGAGCCUCGUGGAUCUGGCGGGCAGCGAGCGCGCGGACAAGACGGGCGCGACGGACGAGCGGCUCAAGGAGGCGCAGAACAUCAACAAGUCGCUGAGCGCGCUCGGCGACGUGAUCUCCGCGCUGUCCACGGGCGAGAAGUUCAUCCCCUACCGCAACAACAAGCUCACGCUCGUCAUGCAGGAUUCCCUGGGCGGCAACGCGAAGACGCUCAUGUUCGUCAACAUCUCGCCCGCGGACUACAACGCGGACGAGACCGUGACGUCGCUGACCUACGCGUCCCGCGUCAAGCUCAUCAAGAACACGGCGAACAAGAACGCGGAGUCCGAGGAGGUCGCCCAGCUCAAGGCCAUCAUCAAGAACCUCAAGGCCGGCGGCACGGGCGAGGUCGCGGGCGCCGACGUCCUCCUCUAA